Symbiodinium natans is the source of this 999-nucleotide messenger RNA. Lineage: Eukaryota; Dinophyceae; Suessiales; Symbiodiniaceae. The record is from the annotation of a GenBank genome assembly.
AUGCCCGGAAAGGGGGCUGAUGGCCAAAUUUGCCUUUCCGUGGUCCAGCGGUCAGGUGACGGUGUCGCGGCGCCGCCCGUCUGGAUGUUCAAGCUCUGGUUCCGAGGGAGUCGUGUCCGCUGCAGGGAUCACGAUCCUCAUCCUGCGAUUCUUCUGGCCCUUGACGGCUUUGCCGCCUGGCUGCAGGGGGCGCAGGGGCUUCAGGUGAUGCCGCGUGUGGCCACUGGAUUCAUCUCCUUCCUGUCGCUGCAGGUCUUCAGGACCCUGGCGUAUUCCUUGAUCCCCAAACAGACGUCCGCGCUUCUCUGGAUGGACGUCACCAUGUUCGAGGUCACGGUGAUCAUGUUCGCCAGCGUGCUGGAGAACGUUCUGGCGCAGGCCAUGCGCGCCACGGUGUCGACCUACUCGGCCCGCUUUGUGGACGACGUCUCCCGCAUUAGCUUCCCUCUCGUAGGGGUCGUGGUGCUCACGGUGCUCUUCGUCAUGGGUGCUGCAAACGUUGAGACGACGUGGAUCAUGACCGUCAGCCUCCUCAUCACUACGGGCUGGCUGGUUGGCUACGCGGCCGCCGUAUACGUGUAUGUGCGAUACCUCCCGCACCGGCUGAUGAACAUCCUGAUCAGGCAGAUCUCCUCCUCCGACUUCCGCUACCAGAAGGCCAUGGUCCUGGACCAGAAGGAGCUUGCGAUGAUCUUCCGCGCCUUCGACGAGGACGGCACAGGGGAUCUCAGCGCGGAGGAGGUCCUCGAGAGCUUCGAGCACCGUGGCCUCAGCUUUAAGGACGCGGACGACGAGCAGAACUUCAAGACCCGAUUGAAGCUGAUGUUCCGACAGAAGGCUGGCAACAGGCUGGACCUGAAUGCAUUUUGCCACCACUUCGGCGAGCUCUUCAGGUACCACGCUGCUGCCGACCCGUCGGAGGCGGACUCCGGGGAGGUCAGGGAAGCCCAGUUCGACGAGGAACAGUCCGUUCGGAGCACCACCGACCUUCACGUCUGA